GGAUCGCGACUCGCGAGGAAGCGUGACGGGAAAGACGUUUAUUAGUGCGCGCCGGGCGGCGAGCAACAUGGAGAAUGUCUGGAGAAUGUGUUGAAUGUGUCGAGCUGUCGCGUUGUGAGAAGAAGACAGAACGGUAGUGCGAGAAAAGUAUCGUCGUCGUCGUCGUCGCCGUUUAAAUGACACGGCACGAUGACGCGGUCGAAGAUCCAAAAGAUGAAGUUUUUCGUGUUCCUGUUGAUCUUCCUGUUGGCGCAGACGGCGGUCUGCAACGGGAGUUUCCGGGAAAAGAAAGAUGCGUCUACGAUUGAUAAGAAGAUAGUUCCUGCCGCGAAUGAGAACAAGGGAACCAACGAACAGGUUGACAAACCGGGUCCAGGGCCUCCCGACGCGAAGAAACCGGCAGUUGAAAACAAGACACACGACAACCUAACCUCCUCCAAAUCAUCGUCGUCAUCGCCGAAUAUUGAGAAUAAAACUGUACACACCGCGGACAGCGAGCAACCCAGUGAUGGACAUGCAACGUUUAAUACUGGCGCUCUCGUACGUGGAUUCUUGGUCUUUGUGGGACUGAGCAUCCUUGUCAUGGCCUACAUCGUGUUCCGUAGCUUUAGGUUAAGUAAAACACGCGCUCAGUUAGUUCGAAAGUACGGUGUCCUCACGCACAGGCAGGAUGUCGAAAUGCGACCGCUGCCAUUGGAGGAGGAAGAUGAUGAAGACACAACUGUUUUCGACGCGAGUAACGUCGUGACAAGCAAUGUUCAACAUCAGAACGCAUAAAAGUAUCCCAUAGGGAAAUACACCAUUGUGCUAUUAUAUCUAUCAUUCGUAUAAUGUUGCUCUUGACAUUAUGUGACUUUUGACAUUCAACUAACUAUCACAGUCUCUUGAGGUAGGCACACAUGAAGACUUAUCGAUACGAGACAGAUUUCAAGCAUUUUUCAACGUCUACUUGAAUAAUGUUAUUUGCUUUGAGCAGCAAGAUUAUUAACAUCAAAUACGCAUCUGUGAUGCAUUUAUCACUAACAUAUUGUGCUUGUCAGCAAUAGAUGUACUUUUCCUAAAAAGAAAGAAAAGAAAAAAUAUACAAGAUAUUUCUACUAAUAUUCUCCACCCUAUCAAUAUUACUAUGUGAUAACGGAAAAUUUUAGAUAUAUAUCGUCUGCGAGCUAAUGAAAAGUUAAUGGGUGGCUUAUAUCUCUACUCUUAUACAGAUUAUAUUUUAAUUACUCUACGUUGUUAUAAUUAAAAUUAUACAAAUACAGAUUGUCUCUAUUUUA
Molecule: messenger RNA, 1277 nt
Organism: Linepithema humile (Argentine ant)
Lineage: Eukaryota; Metazoa; Arthropoda; Insecta; Hymenoptera; Formicidae
Product: membrane protein FAM174B
Source: RefSeq, a predicted model, not a curated record